UUACCUUCCCCUAAUCCCCCACCGCCAACCCAAGAUGCUAGACCAGCAGCUUCAGAUGUAAAUAACGACAGCACUAGUAUCACGAAUUCGAAGAAGAGGAAAAUAAACCGUUCUGAGAGGGAAGACAUUGAUUCAAUAUCUUCAUCUCCUAAAACCAACAAUUCCUCUUCUUCCUCCACAUCGCAACAAAUCCAGAAGAAAUUGAGGUUCGAAGAUUCAGUAGAUUUCAUUGGAUUGGAUGUGAAAAUGGCUGAGGAGUCGUCUUCAUCUGCAUCGUGUUCUUCUAACAAGACGAAAACUGUUUUUUUGGCUGGGGUUGUUGGGCAUCAUGCAAACGGGCUGACGAAAACUGCAGGCUCCACUACCUUCUCCAACAGCAAACCUGGAGCUGCAAAGAAACUAGUCAUCAAGAACUUCAAAGGUAGUUUAUUCAAAACAUUAAAGUGAUGCAUGCUGUAUUCCCUUUUGUCCCUUCUAGUGAAAGUUUAUUCUAAAAUUGUGUUAAUUACUUUGCCUAAAAUGAUAUCUGCUUUAGUCUGGGAAAUCUAGCUAUGCAAUUUUAAUGUUGAAUAUGUGAGUCAGUAAAAUCCACAAUAAUACACUAUUUAAAUACCUGACAUGAUGCAGCUCAUUUGUUUGAAUAUUGUUAUAGUUAGAUAUGUUGUCUUAUACUAAUUCUGUGUUAAAGUAACUUUAGUACAGUUGAAAUGACACACGAGAGAAUGACCGUUCUCACACUGUUUCCCUCUACUUUUCUUCACAGAAAAACCCAAAUUGCCAGAGAACUACACACACGAGACCUGGCAAAAACUGAAGGAGGCGGUCGAAGCCAUUCAAAACAGCACUUCAAUCAAGUACAAUCUUGAGGAACUCUACCAGGUAUGAGAAAAUUCUGCACCUGCCUCAUUUCCCUUCAGAACAGCCGUGGGUCAUGUUCGUUAGGCACCAAACAGAAGAAAUCAAACUGAAACAGGGUGGCACAACCUGGACUUGUCCAAUAAGAAUAGCCUGUUUUCAUUGUAUGUUGUAAAAGUUUUAUGCUUCGUGCCCUGGUGAAUACAACCCUGUGGAUAUUAUUAUGAUUGGCCACAGAUGGGAAGUCUUCCUCCUCCCCUGUGAGUUUCAUGACCUUGACUUCUUAUUCAAGCCCUAUGAUUUCGCAGUCAGUAAGCUAAACACAGUCCAAACAAACAACCUAUUUUUUUCCCCAUGUCUUUAGGCCAGUAUCUUGUGAAAGAGCUUGACAAUAAUUCUCGUGAUAUGUCUGCAGUAUUUAAUAGCUGUGUUGAGUUAUGGGAUGUUUAGAUUAUAUGGUGUGAGUGUAGUCUUCUAUAAGAUAUGAUAUGCAUAGAUCAUCAGUGUUUUAGCUCUAAAAUGCAAUAAACUCUUCAAGCACUAUCCUUUCUUUUUGUUGUGUAGGCUGUCGAGAACCUCUGCUCCCAUAAGAUAUCUGCCAGGCUCUACAAACAGCUACGGGUGGUUUGUGAAGACCACAUCAAGGCACAAAUCGAUCAAUUCAGAGAAUAUCCUUUUCUAUGUGUAAACAGAUGGUACUAGAAAGAUAACAUGUUUAGCACAGUUCAAUAUAUGUUUAGACAUUGUUCAGUCCUUGAUCACUCAAUGUAGGCUAUUAUGAUAAGUAAUUAUUUUGUUCAAGUAUUUACUAGAGGAUAGCUUUUGUCAUUUGAACUACAGGAACUAAAAUCAUGUCAUUAUAAAGUUUGAUAUUGAAUGCAUGUUUUUUUGUUUUUUUUGUAUUAAUUAUUAUUAUUUUGGGUAUUUUACCCCCUUUUUCUCCCCAACUUCAAUCUUGUCUCAUCGCUGCAACUCCCCAACGGGCUCGGGAGGCGAAGGUCAAGUCAUGCGUCCUCCGAAACAUGACCCGCCAAACCGCGCUUCUUAACACCCGCCCGCUUAACCCGGAAGUCAGCUGCACCAAUGUGUCGGAGGAAAUACUGUUCAACUGACGACCGAAGUCAGCCUGCAGGCGCCCGGCCCGCCACAAGGCAUGGCUAGAGCGCGAUGAGCCACGUAAAGCCCCCCCGGCCAAACCCUCCCCUAACCCGGACGACUCUGGGCCAAUUGUGCGCCGCCCUAUGGGUCUCCCGAUCACGGCCGGUUGUGACACAGCCUGGGAUCGAACCCGGAUCUGUAGUGACGCCUCAAGCACUGAGAUGCAAUGCCUUAAACCACUGUGCCACUUGAAUGCAUGUCCUUUUAUGUACUGAAAUGACACUGCUGCUGCUUUGUGUUGUUAUGCAUAUGACACCUGCUACAUCCUUGACUCUGUGCUCACGGAUGUACUGGACAGUACGCUCUUCCUGAAGAAAAUAGACAAGUGUUGGCAAGAUCACUGCAGACAAAUGGUAUGUCUUUAGGACUCUGUCUUUGGCAGGAUGUAAUUUGAUAGGUGUCAUUGAGAUUGAUUGAGAUUAUACAUGAUUUCUUUACUUAAAAUUCUUAAUAUUAUUUGUCUUUUUUAUUUUAUUUUUACAGAUCAUGAUUAGAAGUAUAUUUUUGUUCUUGGACCGCACCUAUGUUUUACAAAAUUCAAUGCUCCCAUCAAUCUGGUGAGUUUCUCUUCCUCAAAUAAACAUUCUGUGUAGAAAACAUUGAUCAUGUCAUAUCUCUAGCCAUAUUAUGUCAAUAGUAAUUGGUUAUGGUUAAUAUUAAUAUCACCCCUAUUGUCUUCAGGGACAUGGGCCUAGAGUUGUUUAGGUUUUACAUAAUCAGUGACAUGAAGGUCCAGAGCAAGACCAUCUACGGCAUCCUGCUGCUCAUCGAGAGGGAGCGCGGCGGCGAGACCAUCGACCGCAGCCUGCUCCGGAGCCUACUGAGCAUGCUCUCUGACCUGCAGGUAUGGCUCUGCCCCUUCACACAGGACAUGGGAAAGUCUACUUAGUGGAUAUCUUGUUCUAUUGGCCCGGUCCAGAAUCACCCCUUAGCCCCUAACCCACUAAGCACUUGUGUAGAUCUGAAAGGAUUGGGUAGGUAUAUGGUAUAUAAUCUGGCAAAGAAUUGACCUAGCGCAGAGGGAAAUAUGUUGCUUAUAGCUAGUCAUUUCUUCCAGAUGUGCAUGAAGUGGCAAGGGGUUUAUCCUGGACCCAUGCCAUUGGUUCUUUGGCUCCGAUUCAUUGUACUACUCAACAUUCAAUACUCCCAGACAGUAAUACAAACAGUCACAAGGAGGAUAUCUCCAACACUGCUGUGUCUACGAAUUUGUUCUUUAACUUUAUUUAACUAGGCAAGUCAAUUAAACAUUAAUAAAAGUCUGACAAAGCAAGGGGUGUUUGUCAGCUGUGUUAUUUGCAAUCAGCAGCACCUGUGUCAGGGUUUGAGUUGAUGUGCUAUCAGCUCCGCCACUUGAGAAAUGGCUUUAAUGACACCAAAUGUUCUCCCCUCUCCUGACAGAUUUAUCAGGACUCCUUUGAGCAGCGCUUUCUGGAGGAGACUAAUCGGCUGUAUGCUGCCGAGGGACAGAGGCUGAUGCAGGAGAGGGAGGUGAUGUAUCCCUCCAGGCAGCGUAACACCACUGAUUGAGUCUGACUGGAGGCAGCAUUUUCAUAGCCUGGUCCCAUAUCUGUUUGUGCUGUAUAGCCAAAAAUGACAUUGUACUGCCAAACUUGACAAUGAUCAUAGGAGUUGGUAAGACCUGUUAUUGCUCUAUUGCUAACUUCUAUGAUCUUCAUGUUACCUUUCUAUUACUGCACUGUUGGCGCUAGAAACAUAAGCAUUUUCGCUGCACCUGCGAUAACAUCUUCUGCAAAUCUAAACUUUAAUUUUGAUUUUACGAAGAUGUAAUGUUUGGCUGUACAGCACAAACCGAUCUGGGACCAGGUCUGUUUGCAUUUUGAGUCUUGAGUCAACUUACAGUUACUAUAGUUACUGCUGGUAAAAAAGAUUUGAACUACUUUGUUAUUUUAGAGUGAUUUGAUGUGGAGUGAUUUUACAUCACACUAGAUGUUUGUUUCCCCCUGUAAGGAUAGGCUGCUGUUUGGCUUCGUAUCCCAAAUGACUAAGCAUUUGGGAUAGGUUCAUCUGAUCACUUCUUGAAUGUCUCUUCAGGUCCCAGAGUAUCUCCAUCACGUCAACAAACGCUUAGAGGAGGAAGCGGACAGAGUCAUCACGUAUCUAGACCAGAGCACACAGUGAGUCUUUUUUUUUGUUGUUGCUUGAUUGGAUCGCUUUUAGGAUACAAUGGGUUAGUCUUCAAGAGUCCAUGAGUAUUGUUGUCCUCUGUUUUAAGUUCUACAUUUGACUCAAUUCAUGUUUGAUUUGCUGCCUUCUUGGCACCGGUCUCAACGGGAUCUACCGGUCUACAUAUAAAGAAUGAAAAGAGACAGAUUGAUGACUCAUUUCCUCCCUCCUUUUCUUUUUCUUUCUUCAGAAAACCUCUUAUUGCCACUGUGGAAAAGCAACUACUGGGUGAACAUCUCACUGCAACUCUGCAGAAAGGUAUAUAUCAGAAACGACAGACUUGACACACUGGGACAUUUUGUUUACUUACAAUCGGUGACAUUUGAACAGCGUCAAAAUAGCAAUGUUAUUGUCAUCUUAUCACGAGGACCUCAAAUAAUAAGAGAGAGACUGUUAUUGUUUAGUACCAUGAACUAAACUGCUAUUUUUCCAUCUCCAGGCUUGAAUCACCUGCUAGAUGAGAACAGAAUCCAGGACUUGUCUCUUCUCUAUCAGCUGUUCAGUCGGGUGAGAGGGGGCGUGCUAGUCCUCCUACAGCACUGGAUCGAGUACAUCAAGGUAUGCUUGAAAAGACCAAUAGUCUUUAGGUCAGCAAUUCCACCCCUGAAUCAGUCAUUUACUCUUACUAAUUAACAUUUUGGAAGUGUGGGGUUACUUCCUUCUUCCUUCCCAGUCGAAAAAUGGAAUCAUUAAUUUGUGCAGUAUAUGACCUGAAGUGAGCCUUAACACCUCUACCAAACCUCUCACAGGCCUUUGGAAGUACGAUCGUCAUUAACCCUGAGAAGGACAAGACCAUGGUACAGGAGCUGCUGGACUUCAAGGACAAGGUGGACCACAUCAUCGACAUCUGCUUCAUAAAGAACGACAAGUUUGUCAAUGCCAUGAAGGAGGCCUUUGAGACCUUCAUCAACAAGAGGCCAAACAAACCUGCUGAGCUCAUAGGUUGGUAUCGCAUGAUGAUCAUGUUGUUAUGAAUGUCGUUUCGGUUCCAUGAAGGAAGUUCGAGUGCUAUCGCUAUGGGAGAAAUGAUAAUGAUACUACUACAACGUAAACUGACUGAAAGAGAGCUCACCUUUUCAACUUGUCUUCAUUCAUAGAUGUUUGUGUGUAUUAUGCUCCCGUCAGUUGAAAGCUACCUUAUUAAGCUACAAAUUAUUUUCCAGCUUUUUAUAAGUAAACUACAAAAAUGUAAAUAAAACAACACAAAUGGUUAUAUUUUGUAGCAAAACACGUAGAUUCGAAGCUUAGGGCGGGAAACAAGGAGGCGACGGACGAGGAGCUGGAGAAGAUGUUGGACAAGAUCAUGAUCAUCUUCCGAUUCAUUUAUGGUAAUGUCGUCCCAACAUAUUCAUUUAUGGUAAUGUUGUCCCGUAUAUUCAGCCAACCAUCUACUUCCAGGUCCUUUUAAUGCUCUCUUCUUUGACAGGUCUCUUAGAAGUCUGUCUUUGUACUUGUACUUUAUACUUUUGAAUUCUUGAAUAGGCAAAGAUGUUUUUGAGGCCUUCUACAAGAAAGAUCUGGCCAAGAGGUUGCUGGUGGGAAAGAGUGCCUCCGUGGAUGCCGAGAAGUCCAUGCUGUCGAAACUGAAACAUGGUCAGUGUGUUCCCCAGUGUACCCCAUCAGACCUGGGUUCAAAUAGUAUACAUGUUCUAUCAAAUGGCUGUGCUUGAUUGACUGAUGCAAUGGAACAGUCCCAAAAUUGCAAAACCAACCCUACCCGUCUGACACUCGAGGCAGGCUCAAUCAAACACUCAAAAUAUAAGUAUUUCUAAUAGUAUUGAGCCCAGGUCUGCCCCAUACAAUCCCCCACCACUGUCUACAUCAGAACACACCACUAGCUACUACUAUUAACUAUACACAUAGAACUCUUACCAACAACUAUGAAGCAUGUGAUACUGAAUGAGACCAGUGACUCGUAACCAUGGUCCUUUCUUUAGAAUGUGGAGCAGCAUUCACCAGCAAGCUGGAAGGCAUGUUCAAGGACAUGGAGCUUUCCAAGGACAUCAUGGUGCAGUUCAAACAGGUUCGUACAUAUGCUUCUGGAAUAGGAAUGAUCAUCUGUAGUGAUAUCUCCGUUUUUUGGCAAAAGUAUCAAAUACAUUACGCAGUCAGCUAUAGAAAUGUAAAAAUACAAAAUUGCAUCUUGUAGUUGAGGCAGUACUUGCACAUCAAAAUAACUUUUGAAUUAUUAGCCUAUAUUUUUCACAUUAUGUUUUGUUAUUUUUUCUCUCUAUUACAUGCAGUGUCAAAACAUCCCUGGUAACAUUGAGCUGACGGUGAACAUCCUCACCAUGGGAUACUGGCCCACCUACAUCCCAAUGGAGGUCCAUCUGCCUGCAGAGGUUAGUGCAAAUAUCGAACCCUUCAGGCUCUCUGGUGUUUUAUGACCUGCUAUGUAAUACAUUUUGUUUGUAUCCCAAAUGGUACCCUGUUCCCUUUUAUAGUGCAGUACUUCUGACCAGGGCCCAUAGGACUCAAAAGUAGUACACUAUAUUGGGAAUUGGUUUAUUAUAAAAAGCUAAAAUGUUGCUACAGAAAUCUGUCAUUGAAAUUACAAAGUCAUUAGUGGAAUAUUAGGUUUCUAUAUAGUGUAAAAGCACUACCUAUUGACAUGCAUUACAUGGAAAAAUGUACACUUUCUUUAAGAGCGUCAAUUUUGUGAGUGAUGACAUGCAAGAGAUCAGUCAUUCAUUCAUUGCUAUGAUCAUUGAUCUCCUGAAUAAGCUAUCCCAUUUUUCUUUCUUUCUGUGCCCCCAAAUGUUUGGAUAUACUGGUAAAGUAACCAGGUUGUUAACUAGCAACAUGACUGAACAAGGUGUAUACAAAUGCCCUUGAGUGGUUUUGGAACGGCCCGCAACAUGGUUUAUUUGAAUGUAAAAUGCGGGCCGUCAAUCCACGAUAGGAAGAAAAAAUGAAUCUGUGCUCGUUUUUUUUCUCUAUGGCACUCAAAAACAACUGUACAGCAAAGCCUAAUCAUUACAACAAUUAUUAUCUAGGUGAUUUCUUUUUCUAGGCACACUGGUGAUCCAAAAAUAACAUUUCAGGUCGCACAGCAAAAUAUUUAGAAGCAUAUGCGAUCAAAAUGGUCUCACUUUAGAGCCCUGUCCUCAAUGUUUAUUGUUUAACACUUCUGCCCCUCUUGUCCAGAUGGUGCGACUGCAGGAGAUUUUCAAGACGUUUUACCUGGGCAAGCACAGCGGCAGGAAGCUACAGUGGCAGUCGACGUUAGGCCAUUGUGUUUUAAAAGCUGAAUUUAAAGAGGUAGCUACCCGUCUUUUCGAUGAUGUUUCAGUCAUCUACACAGAACAAAAAUAUAAACGCAACAAUUUCAAAGGUUUUACUGAUUUACAGUUCAUAUAAGGAAACAUGACUGGGAAUAAAAUAUGCAUCUGUUGGUUACAGAUAACUUAAGAAAAAGUUAGGGGCGUGGAUCAGAAAACCAGUCAGUAUCUGGUGUGCCCACCAUUUGCAUCAUGCAGUGCGACACAUCUCCUUCGCAUAGAGUUGAUCAGGCUGUUGGUUGUGGCCUAUGGAAUGUUUUCCCACUCCUCUUCAAAGGCUGUGCGAAGUUGCUGGAUAAUGGCGGGAACUGGAACACGCUGUCGUACAUAUUGAUCCAGAGCAUACCAAACAUGCUCAAUGGGUGACAUGUCUGGUGAGUAUGCAGGCCAUGGAAGAACUGGGACAUUUUCAGCUUCUAGGAAUUGUGUACAGAUCCUUGUGACAUGGGGCUGUGCAUUAUUAUGCUGAAACAUGAAGUGAUGGCGGCGGAUGAAUGGCACGACAAUGGGCCUCAGGAUCUCGUCACGGUAUCUCUGUGCAUUCAAAUUGCCAUCGAUAAAAUGCAAUUGUGUUUGUUGUCCGUAGCUUAUGCCUGCCCAUACCAUAACCCCGCCGCCACCAUGGGGCACUCUGUACAAAACGUUGACAUCAGCAAACCGCUCACACACACAACCCAAUAAACACUCUGCCAUCUCCCCGGUACAGUUGAAACCGGGAUUCAUCUGUGAAGAGCACACUUCUCCAGCAUGCCAAUGGCCAUCGAAGGUGAGCAUUUGCUCACUGAAGUCUGUUAUGACGCCGAACUGCAGUCAGGUCAAGACCCUGGUGAGGACGACGAGCACGCAGAUGAGCUUCCCUGAGACGGUUUCUGACCGUUUGUGUAGAAAUUCUUCGGUUGUGCAAACCCACAGUUUCAUCGGGUGGCUGGUCUCAGACGAUCCCGCAGGUGAAGAAGCCGGAUGUGGAGGUCCUGGGCUGGCGUGGUUACACGUGGUCUGCGGCUGUGAGGCCGGUUGGACGGACUGCCAAAUUCUCUAAAACGAAGUUAGAGGUGGCUUAUGGUAGAGAAAAUAACAUUUGGUUAUCUGGAAACAGCUCUGGUGGACCUUCCUGCAGUCAGCAUUCCAAUUGCAUGCUACCUCAAAACCUGAGAUAUCUGUGGUAUUGUGCUGUGUGACACAACUGCAAAUUUUUGUGGCCUUUUAUUGUCCCCAGCACAAGGUGCACCUGUGUAAUGAUCAUGCUGUUUAAUCAGCUUCUUGAUAUGCCACACCUGUCAGGUGGAUGGAUAAUCUUGGCAAAGGAUAAAUGCUCACUAACAGGGAUGUAAACAAAUUUGAAAAACAUUUUUGCAAAAUAACAUUUUUGUGCAUAUGGAACAUUUCUGGGAUAUUUUAUUUCAGCUCAUGAAACAUGGGACCAACACUCUACAUGUUGCUUUUAUAUUUUUGUUCAGUGUAGUAUGUUUAGGCAGAAAUUAGUUUUACUAACUUUUCGUAUCCCUGUCUUGUUUUUUUGUUUCCCAAAUAGGGCAAAAAAGAGCUUCAGGUGUCCCUGUUUCAGACGCUAGUGCUGCUCAUGUUCAACGAAGGAGAGGAAUUCACCUUGGAGGAGAUCAAGUUAGCUACAGGAAUAGGUCUGUAUGAUCACGAUGUACCACAUUCUGCUGGAUGUCUCCGUCAUAACACAAAUCCUAAUGGAUCAAAUAUAGCAGUCUUCUUGAAGUUGAACAAUUUAUUUUCAGAGAUUUUGCUUAAACAGUAGAAAUGAUUAUCAAUAUCAUCUUUCGUGCUUUUGCCAAGUACUUUUGGAUUGAGUUUGUGUUGACCUAAAGUGGGAUGUGCGUGCGCAUGUACAGUGCCUUCAGAAAGUAUUCACACCCCUUGACUUUUUAAACAUUUUGCCUGAAUUUAAAAUUGAUUACAUUUAGAUUUUCUGUCACUGGCCUACACACAAUACCCCAUAAUGGAAAUAUAUUUUUUGACAUUUUUUACAAAUUAAUUAAAAAUGAAAAGCUGAAAUGUCUUGAGUCAAUAAGUAUUCAACCCCUUUGUUAAGGCAUGGCUAAAUAUGUUCAGGAGUAAAAAUGCGCUUAACAAGUCACAUAAGUUGCAUGGACUCAAUAGUGUUUAACAUAAUUUUUGAAUGACAACCUGAUCUCUGUACCCCACACAUACAAUUAUCUGUAAGGUCCCUCAGUCGAGCAGUGAAUUUCAAACACAGAUUCAACCACAAAGACCAGUGAGGUUUUCCAAUGCCUCGCAAAGAAGGGCACCUUCUUUGCAGACAUGAAUUCACCUUUCAGCAGGACAAUAACCUAAAACACAAGGCCAAAUCUACACUGGAGUUGCUUACCAAGAAGAAAGUGAAUGUUCCUGAGUGGCCGAGUUACACUUUUGACUUAAAUCUACUUGGAAAUCUAUGGCAAGACCUGAAAAUGGUCGUCUAGCAAUGAUCAACAACCAAUUUGGCAGAGCUUGAAGAAAUGGGCAAAUGUUGCACAAUCCAGGUGUGGAACGCUCUUAGAGGCUUACCCAGCAAGACUCUCAGCUGUAAUCGCUGCCAAAGGUGCUUCUACAAAGUAUUGACUCAGAAGUGUGAAUACUUAUGUAAACGAGAUGUUUCUGUAUUUCAUUUUCAAUAAGUUUGCUAAAAUGUCUAAAAACAUGUUUUCACUUUGUCAUUAUGGGGUAUUGUAAUCCAUUUUGAAUUCGGGAUGUAACACAACCAGAUGUGGAAUAAGUCUAGGGGUAUGAAUACUUUCUGAAGGCACUGUUUGUGUGUGUGUGUGUGUGCAGAGGACGGCGAGCUGCGACGGACCCUGCAGUCAUUGGCGUGUGGCAAGGCGCGGGUCAUCCACAAAGUCCCCAAGAGCAAAGACGUGGAGGACGGAGACAAGUUCUCCUGCAACGAUGACUUCAAACACAAACUCUUCAGAAUCAAGAUCAACCAGAUCCAGAUGAAAGAAACAGUAAAUUCUCUCUCACUCACAGCAGGGUUGUUUUCAUUAGGAUCAUUGUUUUUUAAAAGGUUUUUAUUGGACAGCAGUUUUUUUUUAUUAGACAGGUCCAGGUAGUCUCUGCCUGUUCCAGUUUUGGUGCAUAAUGAAUACAUCCAAACGCAUUUCAAAUAGGAAUAUGAGUGCCAGAGUCUGGUGUAGUUGAAGCACUGACGAUACAGAACUAACCAAUGCCCUCUAGAGGCGGGUGUUCAAAGAAAUCUGUCACUCUCCACUAUACAGUUGAAGUCGGAAGUUUACAUACACCUUAGCCAAAUACAUUUAAACUCAGUUUUUCACAAUUCCUGACAUUUAAUCCUAGUUAAAAUUCCCUGUUUUAGUUCAGUUAGGAUUACCACUUUAUUUUAAGAAUGUGAAAUGUUAGAAUAAUAGUAGAGUGAUUUAUUUCAGCUUUUAUUUGUUUCAUAACAUUCACAGUGGGUCAGAAGUUUACAUGCACUCAAUUAGUAUUUGGUAGCAUUGCCUUUUUAAAUUGUUUAACGGGUCAAAUGUUUCGGGUAGCCUUCCACAAGCUUCCCACAUUAAGUUGGGUGAAUUUUGGCCCAUUCCUCCUGACAGAGCUGGUGUAACUGAGUCAGGUUUGUAGGCCUCCUUGCUCGCACACGCUUUCUUAGUUUUGCCCACAAAUGUUCUAUAGAAUUGAGGUCAGGGCUUUGUGAUGUCCACUCCAGUACCUUGACUUUGUUGUCCUUAAGCCAUUUUGCCACAACUUUGGAAGUAUGCUUGGGGUCAUUGUCCAUUUGGAAGAACCAUUUGCGACCGAGCUUUAACUUCCUGACUGAUGUCUUGAGAUGUUGCUUCAAUAUAUCCACAUAAUUUUCCUUCCUCAUGAUGCCAUCUAUUUUGUGAAGUGCACCAGUCCCUCCUACAAAAAUGUUUCUGAGGUCUUGGCUGAUUUCUUUUGAUUUUCCCAUGAUGUCAAGCAAAGAGGCACUGAGUUUGAAGGUAGGCCUUGAAAUACAUCCACAGGUACACCUCCAAUUGACUCAAAUGGUGUCAAUUAGCCUAUCAGAAGCUUCUAAAUCCAUUACAUCAUUUUCUGGAAUUUUCAAAGCUGUUUAAAGGCACAGUCAACUUUGUGUAUGUAAACUUCAGACCCACUGGAAUUGUGAUACAGUGAAUUAUAAGUUAAAUAAUCUGUCUGUAAACAAUUGUUGGAAAAAUUACUUGUCAUGCGCAAAGUAGAUGUCCUAACCGACUUGGCAAAACUAUAGUUUGUUAACAAGAAAUUUGUGGAGUGGUUGAAAAACAUGUUUUAAUGACUCCAACCUAAGUGUACGUAAACUUCCGACUUCAACUGUAUGUUCCCACUUAAUCAGUAUCCUCCAAUAGCUAGGUUUCCAUCCAAUUAGCAACAGGUUUUCAUACAAAUAUUCUAAUAUCCACAUAAAUAACAUGCGCAUUUUCCCAUCAGAGAUAUGUUUCCAUCAAAUUGACUUGUUGUGGAUAAGUCUGUGCGUGAUGAAGUAAUGCACAUAAAACUAACUUUCUGUCACUAAAAAUGAUAUAGCGAAUGUGCCCACUCUGGUAUUGGCACGUGCGCUCUAGCCAACAGCUCGCAAAUACAGUGCGGGUAUAGCCUAUGAUGAGAUUUAUUAUGGACAAAAGAGCAAUAUUAUUAUUAUUAUUAUUAUUUGUCAUACGGCAGCCAAGCAUCGAUCAUCAUGUCACCAGAAUAAGACCCUCGAGUGGCAGCGGUGAAAGCAUUGCAUCGCAGUGCUGAGGCGCCACUACAGCCUGGGGUUCGAUCCCAGACUGUCACAUCCGGCCGUGACCGGGAGCCCUAUAGGAUGGCGCACAAUUGGCCCAGUGCCGUCAGGGGUAGGGCAGGGUUUGGCUGGGGGGCUUUCCUUGGCUCAUGGCGCUAUAGCAACUCCUUGUGGCAGGGCCGGGCCGCCUGCAAGCUUUCUUCUGACACAUUGGUGUGGCUGACUUGCAUGUUAAGCGAGCAGUGUGUUAAGAAUUAGAGCGGCCAUGCGGGUCAUGUUUCGGAGGACGCAUGACUCGACCUUUGCCUCUCCAGAGCCCAUUGGGGAGUUGCAGCAACGAGCCAAAAUGGGGUAAAACAGAAUAUGCUUGUGGCCAUACCACCCUGAACACGCCUGAUCUCGGUAGCUAAGCAGGGUCGGGCCUGGUUAGUACUUUGAUUUGGAGACCGCCUGGGAAUACCAGGUGCAGUAAACUCCAAUGUGUUAUUAUUUUUUAUAAAAAAUAAAGACCCUCUAAUAUUUAUUGGAAAGGAGCAUCAAGCUCACCACCUUGCACUUUCACCACCCUGUGAAGUUCAUAAAUUAUUUCAUCUGUAGCCGAAUAAACUGCAUGCCUUCUUGAGUCAUAGUGGGAGGACCACUCAUGUCAUCGUGUGACUCCCAAGUGUACUCCGAUAUGAUGGUUAUUAUAUCGAUAUUUGCGUUUAAAAGCGUUUCCACCGCCAUUUAUCGCAUAAUUAAUUUGACAGACACAAAGUUCCCACCUUCUCUAUCGUGUGUUGUCAACAUUUGGAAGGUUUACUGACAAAUUAGCUGUUUACAGAAACAUUUCCUGUCGUGACUCUCAUGAAAAGGUUGGAUGGAAACCUGGUUACUGAUUUAUUUGUACCAUCUAUAAAGCAGAAGAAAACCAGGGAAAGGUGAAUAUUAGCCACUCAUUCAUUUGGUGAAUUGUCUUUGGUAGGUGGAGGAGCAAACCAGCACCACGGAACGAGUCUACCAGGACCGGCAGUAUCAGAUCGACGCCGCCAUCGUCCGGAUCAUGAAGAUGAGGAAGACUCUGAGCCAUAACCUCUUGGUGUCAGAAGUAUACAAUCAACUUAAGUUCCCCGUCAAGGUGAGUAAAUGGGGUGCAAGAAGAGCACUUCACUCAGGGGUGAGGUUCCCAAACGCUUCGUAGCUAACGUAGUACUUUAUUUUUCUUGAUGACCCAGACUGACUGUCCAACAUACAGUGCAUUCGGAAAGUAUUCAGACCCCUUGACUUUUUCCACAUUUUGUUACAUUACAGCCUUAUUCUAAAAUUGAUUAAAUAAAGAAAUGUCCUCAUCAAUCUAUACACAAUACCCCAUAAUGUCAAAGCGAAAACAGGUUUGUAGAAAGUUUUGCAAAUGUAUAACAAAACAAACGUAUUUACGUAAGUAUUCAGACCCUUUGCUAUGAGACUCGAAAUUGAGCUCAGGUGCAUCCUGUUUCCAUUGAUCAUCCUUGAGAUGUUUCUACAACUUGAUUGGAGUCCACCUGUGGUAAAUUCAACUGAUUGGACAUGAUUUUGGAAAGGCACACACCUGUCUAUAUAAGGUCCCACAGUUGGACCAAGAACCCAAUGACAGAACUCCAGAGUUCCUCUGUGGAGAUGGGAGAACCUUCCAGAAGGACAACCAGCUCUGCAGCACUCCACCAAUCAGGCCUUUAUGGUAGAGUGGACAGACGGAAGCCACUCCUCAGUAAAAGGCACAUGACAGCCCGCUUGGAGUUUGCCAAAAGGCACCUAAAGGACUCUGACCAUGAGAAAUAAGAUUCUCUGGUCUGAUGAAACCAAGAUUGAACUCUUUGGCCUGAAUGCCAAGCAUCACAAUUGGAGGAAAGCUGGCACCAUCCCUACAGUGAAGCGUGGUGGCAGCAUCGUGCUGUGUGGAUGUUUUUCAGCGGCAGGGACUGGGAGACAAGUCAGGAUUGAGGGAAAGAUGAACAGAGCAAAGUACAGAGAGAUCCUUGAUGAAACCUGCUCCAGAGCGCUCAGGACCUCAGACUGGGGUGAAGAUUCACCUUCCAACAGGACAACGACCCUAAGCACACAGCCAAGACGACGCAUGAGUGGCUUUGGAACAAGUCUCUGAAUGUCAUUGAGUGGCCCAGCCAGAGCCUGGACUUGAACCUGAUCGAACAUCUCUGGAGAGAGCUGAAAAUAGCUGUGCAGCGACGCUCCCCAUCCAACCUGACAGAGCUUGAGAGGAUCUGCAGAGAAGAAUGGGAGAAACUCCCCAAAUACAGGUGUGCCAAGCUUGUAGCAUCAUACCCAAGAAGUCUCGAGGCUGUAAUCGAUGCCAAAGGGGCUUCAACAAAGUACUGAGUAAAGGGUCUGAAUACUUAUGUAAAUGUGAUAUUUCAGGUUUUUAAUACAUUAACAUUUUCUAAACCUGUUUUUGCAUUGUCAUAAUGGGGUAUUGUGUGUAGAUUGAUGAGGGGAAAAACAAACAAUUUAAUCAGUUUUAGAAUAAAGCUGUAACGUAGCAAAAUGUGGAAAAAGUCAAGUGGUCUGAAUGCUUUACGAAUGCACUGUAUGGGCAAUUUUGCAACUACAGGUAGAUUUUUACGUUUUGUAUUUCAAUUUAGAUUUUAAUUUACAUACAUUAAGUUGACACUAAAAUCAAUAUUUGUGAUAUUUAAAUUUUCUGGGGGGAAUACAUUUUCUAGUUUCUAAACCUCUUUUUGCGUUGUCAUUAUGGGGUAUUGUGUGUAGAUUGAUGAGGGGAAACAAACAAUUUAAUCAGCUUUAGAAUAAGACUGUAACGUCACAAUGUGGAAAAAGCUAAGGGGUCUGAAUAAUUUCCGAAUGCACUGUAAAUUGUACAAUUUGUUACUCUUGUCGCUGUGCGGCUGGGUUGUCGAGAGAAAGUGCCUUGUUAGUUAUGAGGCUUUUGGAAAACUCACCCCAGACAUGCAGAGUAUGAUCCAAUUAAGUGGCAAUGCCCGAGAAGCCUGUGUUUGGAGGAUAUAUUGGCACGGGUGUUAUUUUGAACAUCUAAUCAAAUGGCUACCCAGACUAUUUGCAUUGUGUGUGUGUCCCCCUCUUUUACGCUGCUGCUACUCUAUGUUUAUUAUCUAUGCAUAGUCACUUUAAUAACUCUACCUACAUGUACAUAUUACCUCGACUAACCGGUGCCCAUGCACAUUGACUCUGUCCUGGUACCCCCUGUAUAUAGCCUCGCUAUUGUUAUUUUACUGCUGCUCUUUAAUUAUUUGUUACUUUUAUUUCGUAUUAUUUUGUUAUUUAAUAUUUUUGGGUGUUCUUUCUUAAAAUUGUGUCGUUGGUUAAGGGCUUGUAAGUAAGCAUUUCACUGUAAGGUCUACGCAUGUGACAAAUAAGAUUUGAUUUGUUUAGUCUCGGGCCGCAAACCGUGCCAAUAUAUCCUCCAAACACUGGCUUCGAGGGCAUUAUCACUUUUAUACAACGGCUUACCAACAUAUUCAAAUAAUGAUUGACAUAUUUUGAUUAAUGUUAUUUUGAUUAAUUUAUUCAUACUAUUUCAUCCUUCUACGAUAUAUAUAGUCCCGAUGCAAAUCUAGGGUUGCUACCCAAGCCAGCUGGUUGUUCAUUCUAUCGGUUAGGCUGCCAUAGUCGUGAAGUCUUUUAGUUCUAUAUCUAUGGAUGCGACCCAGUCAUUCGUUGUAAAUGUUCCUUUGCCAGUUCUUAUCCCUUGCUUGCUAGCUAAUAGUCACGUCAAACAGUGCAGCCAAAGGAACAGCAAAGUGGCUGCAUUUGCGUUUGCCUAAUCUGUUUUCUAGUGACAUUUAUUUGGAUACAUCCAUCACAAUGAUCUAAUGAUGCACAAUUUCGCAUGGCAUAGAACAUUUUCUCUCUAGCCAGGACACUGUUCAGACCAGAAGAGCUAGCCAACUACACAGCGAACACAAUCACUUCAAACUGAAGCAGGAAAGACAGCAAACUAUAGCUGCAUGUUGCCUAACACAUCGGUGAAACCAAUUCCCACAGUCAUAAAUAAAAUCAAAAACAUGAAGCAGGUUGGGCAUGUGUUGCAAAGCAGGUUGUGGGUUAUUCAAACUGUUAAAAAAAAAAUAAAAAAUUUGCAACGCCAGGGUUGUGGGUUCGAUUCCCACAGGGGGCCAGUAAAAAAUAAAAAUAAAAAAAUAAAAAAUAAAUUAUAAAAAAAAAAAAUAUGGUGCAUGGUGUUUGCAACGCCAGGGUUGUGGGUUCGAUUCCCACAGGGGGCCAGUAUUAAAAAUAAAAAUAAAAAAAUAAAAUAAAAAUAAACAAAAAAAAAAAAAUUUAUUAAAAAAAAAAAUAUGGUGCAUGGUGUUUGCAACGCCAGGGUUGUGGGUUCGAUUCCCACAGGGGGCCAGUAUAAAAAUAAAUACAAAAAUAUAUAAAAAAAAAAAAAAUUUAUUAAAUAAAAAAAUAUGGUGCAUGGUGUUUGCAACGCCAGGGUUGUGGGUUCGAUUCCCACAGGGGGCCAGUAAAAAUAAAAAUAAUAAAUUAUUUAAAAAAAAAAUAUGGUGCAUGGUGUUUGCAACGCCAGGGUUGUGGGUUCAAUUCCCACAGGGGGCCAGUAUAAAAAAUAAAAAUAAAAAAAAUUAAAAAAAAAAAAUUAUAUAUAUAUAUAUAUUUAUUUUAAAAAAAAAUAUGGUGCAUGGUGUUUGCAACGCCAGGGUUGUGGGUUCGAUUCCCACGGGGGGCCAGUAUAAAAAAAAAAAAAAAUAUAUAUAUAUAAAUAAAUAAAAAAUAAAAAAAUUAUUUAAAAAAAAAUAUAUGGUGCAUGGUGUUUGCAACGCCAGGGUUGUGGGUUCGAUUCCCACAGGGGGCCAGUAAAAAAUAAAAAUAAAAAAUUAUUUAAAAAAAAAAUAUGGUGCAUGGUGUUUGCAACGCCAGGGUUGUGGGUUCGAUUCCCACAGGGGGCCAGUAAAAAAUAAAAAUAAAAAAAUAUGGUGCAUGGUGUUUGCAACGCCAGGGUUGUGGGUUCGAUUCCCACAGGGGGCCAGUAUAAAAAAUAAAAAUAAAAAUAAAAAAAUAAAAAAUAAAAAAAAUUAUUUAAAAAAAAAAUAUGGUGCAUGGUGUUUGCAACGCCAGGGUUGUGGGUUCGAUUCCCACAGGGGGCCAGUAAAAAAAUAAAAAUAAAAAAUUAUUUAAAAAAAAAAUAUGGUGCAUGGUGUUUGCAACGCCAGGGUUGUGGGUUCGAUUCCCACAGGGGGCCAGUAUAAAAAGAAAAAAAAAUAUAUUAAAAAAAAAAAUAUGGUGCAUGGUGUUUGCAACGCCAGGGUUGUGGGUUCGAUUCCCACAGGGGGCCAGUAUAAAAAAAAUAUAUAUAUAUAAAAAAUAAAAAAAAUUAUGGGUUCGAUUCCCACAGGGGGCCAGUAUAAAAAAUAAAGAAAAAAUAAAUAAAUAAAAUAAAAAAAAAUUAUUAAAAAAAAAAUUAUGGUGCAUGGUGUUUGCAACGCCAGGGUUGUGGGUUCGAUUCCCACAGGGGGGCCAGUAAAAAAUAAAAAUAAAAAAUUAUUAAAAAAUAAAAUAUGGUGCAUGGUGUUUGCAACGCCAGGGUUGUGGGUUCGAUUCCCACAGGGGGCCAGUAAAAAAUAAAAAUAAAAAAAUAAAUAAAAAAUUAUUAAAAAAAUAAAUAUGGUGCAUGGUGUUUGCAACGCCAGGGUUGUGGGUUCGAUUCCCACAGGGGGCCAGUAUAAAAAAAAAAAAAAAAAAAAAAAAAUUAUUAAAAAAAAAAAUAUGGUGCAUGGUGUUUGCAACGCCAGGGUUGUGGGUUCGAUUCCCACAGGGGGCCAGUAAAAAAUAAAUAAAAAAUUAUUAAAAAAAAAAAUAUGGUGCAUGGUGUUUGCAACGCCAGGGUUGUGGGUUCGAUUCCCACAGGGGGCCAGUAAAAAAAAAAAAAAAAAAAAUAUGGUGCAUGGUGUUUGCAACGCCAGGGUUGUGGGUUCGAUUCCCACAGGGGGCCAGUAUAAAAAAUAAAAAUAAAAAAUAAAAAUAAAAAAAUAAAAAAUAAAAAAAAUUAUUUAAAAAAAAAAUAUGGUGCAUGGUGUUUGCAACGCCAGGGUUGUGGGUUCGAUUCCCACAGGGGGCCAGUAAAAAAUAAAAAUAAAAAAUUAUUUAAAAAAAAAAUAUGGUGCAUGGUGUUUGCAACGCCAGGGUUGUGGGUUCGAUUCCCACAGGGGGCCAGUAUAAAAAAAAAUAAAAAAUAAUUUAAAAAAAAAAUAUGGUGCAUGGUGUUUGCAACGCCAGGGUUGUGGGUUCGAUUCCCACAGGGGGCCAGUAUAAAAAAAAUAUAUAUAUAUAUAAAAAAUAAAAAAAAUUAUGGGUUCGAUUCCCACAGGGGGCCAGUAUAAAAAAUAAAUAAAAAAUAAAUAAAAAAUAAAUAAAAAAAAAAUAAAAAAAAAUUAUUAAAAAAAAAAUUAUGGUGCAUGGUGUUUGCAACGCCAGGGUUGUGGGUUCGAUUCCCACAGGGGGCCAGUAAAAAAUAAAAAUAAAAAAUUAUUUAAAAAAAAAAUAUGGUGCAUGGUGUUUGCAACGCCAGGGUUGUGGGUUCGAUUCCCACAGGGGGCCAGUAAAAAAUAAAAAUAAAAAAAUAAAUAAAAAAUUAUUAAAAAAAUAAAUAUGGUGCAUGGUGUUUGCAACGCCAGGGUUGUGGGUUCGAUUCCCACAGGGGGCCAGUAUAAAAAAAAAAAUAAAAAAAAAUUAUUAAAAAAAAAAAUAUGGUGCAUGGUGUUUGCAACGCCAGGGUUGUGGGUUCGAUUCCCACAGGGGGCCAGUAAAAAAUAAAUAAAAAAUUAUUUAAAAAAAAAAUAUGGUGCAUGGUGUUUGCAACGCCAGGGUUGUGGGUUCGACUCCCACAGGGGGCCAGUAUAAAAAAAAAUAAAAAAAUAUAUAUAUAAUAAAAAAAAAUAUUAUUAAAAAAAAAUAUAUGGUGUUUGCAACGCCAGGGUUGUGGGUUCGAUUCCCACAGGGGGCCAGUAUAAAAAUAAAAAAAUAAAUAAAUUAAAAAUAAAUAAAAUAAAAAAAAAAUAUUAAAAAAAAAAAUAUGGUGCAUGGUGUUUGCAACGCCAGGGUUGUGGGUUCGAUUCCCACAGGGGGCCAGUAUAAAAAAAAUUAAAUAUAAAAAUAAAAAAAUAAUAAUAAAAUAAUGUAUUUAAAAUAAAUAAAAAUAUAAAUAAAAUAAAAAAAAUAUGUAAGUCGCUCUGGAUAAGAGCGUCUGCUAAAUGACUAAAAUGUAAAUGUAAAUGAAACGUACUUGCAGACUUGAAAACCAUUGCCUACAGCUUGAAACUGAGUGGCGCAGUGGUCUAAGGCACUGCAUCGCAGUGCAAAACUGUGCCACUAGAUCCUGGUUCGAAUCCAGGCUCUGUCGCAGCCGGCCGCGACCGGGAGACUCAUGGGCGGCGCACAAUUGGCCCAGCGUCGUCCAGGGUAGGGGAGGGAAUGGCCGGCAGGGAUGUAGCUCAGUUGAUAGAGCAUGGUGUUUGCAACGCCAGGGUUGUGGGUUCGAUUCCCACAGGGGGCCAGUAAAAAAUAAAAAUAAAAAAUUAUUUAAAAAAAAAAUAUGGUGCAUGGUGUUUGCAACGCCAGGGUUGUGGGUUCGAUUCCUGAGUGGCGCAGUGGUCUAAGGCACUGCAUCGCAGUGCUAACUGUGCCACUAGAGAUCCUGGUUCGAAUCCAGGCUCUGUCGCAGCCGGCCGUGACCGGGAGACUCAUGGGCGGCGCACAAUUGGCCCAGCGUCGUCCAGGGUAGGGGAGGGAAUGGCCGGCAGGGAUGUGGCUCAGUUGAUAGAGCAUGGCGUUUGCAACGCCAGGGUUGUGGGUUCGAUUCCCACGGGGGGCCAGUAUAAUAAAAAAAAAAAAAAAUGUAUUCACUAACUGUAAGUCGCUCUGGAUAAGAGCGUCUGCUAAAUGACUAAAAUGUAAAAAUGUAAAAAAAUGUUGUAUUGUUUGACUUCUUUGACAUUUCUUUGUCAUAAAAAUCAUGCUGAUUCAUGAUUUCGACUGGCUGAGAAAAGCUGUCUGCCUGUCUGUCUCGUUCCGACUCGCGACACGUUCAUUACUAUGGAACAGCUGGAGAUCAAAUUUCAAUAUUGAAACGAUGUUGCAAAUGUCGGCGAGACAGACAGCAAGGUUUAUACAAAUCUCUGCUGUUAAAAACCAAAACAAAUGGGAGAUAAUGUCUAGAUGCGUUUUACAGUGGAGAUCAAGUUCAUAAAUUACCUGGCUGGGCUGAUGAGACAGUGGAUUGCUGAAUAGGCAUUUCAACGUCAUAGACUUAGCCAGUGGUAACUUGUGGAAUAGACAUCAGCUGGAACACUGUUUUAACCAAUCAGCAUCCAGGAUUAGACCCACCCGUUGUAUAAAGAUGCAUGUAAACUGUACAAGCACUUCAUAGUGGACUCUAAUUUUGAGAGGUUUCAUGUUUUUUUGUUCGCUAACGCUCAUCUUCUCAACAGCCUGCUGACCUAAAGAAGAGAAUAGAGUCUCUCAUUGACAGAGAUUACAUGGAGCGCGACAAGGAGAACCCCAACCAAUACAACUAUGUUGCUUAAAGAGAGAGGGAUGAAGGGGGGGGUGGAGAGCAGGUGGUCCAGUCAGGCUGAAGGCUUCUCUGAGCACUCGGUCCCGUGGAUGCUCCUCUCGCUCUUCUUCCCGCAUGGAUGUCAGCGUUACCCUCUUCAACCCAGCGACCGACAACUGAAUGGCUACUGCUCUGCGGGACUUUGUCAGGGGCCUGUUUUCGUGUGGACUGCAUGCCCAUUAAACAAGAAUAUCGUCCAUUUUUUUUCUCAGUGCCGCUCAGUGAGAAUUGGACUUAGCUACCUUGGACAAAAAUUAAAUUAAAGACAAACCAAUGUUGUUCAGAUUGUUCUUUUUUUUACAGGGGGUGGGGGGGAGUAUUUCUUUUCAAACUUAGAUCUUUGUCCAUCGGCAUUCUGCUCCUUGUUUUAAGUCGCUACUUUUUACUUUUAAUUCACUCUGUACUAUCCCAUGCGAAUGUUCAAAUGCACAACAUUGCUCUUAACAUACUACACUUGGAAGAAAGAAAAACAAAAGUCAAGCGCUUGUCUCAAUCAGUGUUGUAUGUGAGACCCAUGGAUAAACAUUCACAGUAGGAUUUUAUUUUUCCGUGGUGGAUUUCAGUGUGAAAAGUGGGCACUUGCAGCCAAGUCAUACAAUUCUCUGUAGCUAUCCGUCUCCAACUACUCCUGUUCAUCAACAGCAAUCAAUGGGACGAUUAUUUAGUAGCUAGGCAAUAUGAGGAAUUGACAGUAUGUGCCAAAAAUAGAGCACUUUUGUUAUAGGAUUUGUUAAUGCUGCUAACCAAACACUAACUUUUACAUGUUAUAUGAAUUUAGUUUUCCAUUUCACUUUUGCCCUGAUUGUUUCAAUGUUUUGCUUUUUGUAUGGACAAGACUUUACAAAUGCAUUGACAUUUUAAGUGCAAACUUCGACAGUCACCUCGCCUUUAGGUCUUUUUCUUAACCCCUAGAGAUGAUCUACUCCUAAAAGCACAGCGACAUCAGUCCCUGAUACCCCUCAUGUUUCCAAGUAUAUCUCAAUUUACAAGCAUUAUAUUCUUUGUAAGUCCUCUCUGUAGGGCAUAUGGCAGGCCUUGCGUUUGGGCAUUAAUGGAGUUGUUUGAUAUCGCAACAGAUAAAAAUACUUUGUUUAUUGAGAAAUCAUGCUUGACUGGACUUUUUGCCCUGUGUCUGAAUAAAUUGUUUGUUUUAUUGCUUCAGAUUAAAGUAAUUGUCAGAGUUUCUAUGUUUUUCCCCUCAUCUGUUUAUUUUCCUAGACAUUCAUGCAGUUUCUCUCAAUGCAAGACAAAGUUGACAUCCUGAUUAAAUUAUGAGAGGAUGAAAUCAAUGUCUUGAAGAAUCAAUAUUUUUAGUUUUGUUCUUAUCUGACAGUUUUGUCUUGUUUAAAUUCCAUAGAAGAUUCAUUAUUUUUAACAAUUUCACCACUACCAUUUUCAGAGGUACAACAAAUGUUUCCCCCCUUUCUUUCACUAACCUUGAAGGCUUAUUUCUAUGCUUUUCCCAAUAGUGAGAUGGUAUUGGCAUGCAGCUGCAAAUAUUUUUAUAACAAAAAAGUGAUCCAUGUUGUCACACAAUGUAAUGUUAAGUGUGUUCUCCUCAAGAAGAAUGAGGAAAGAGGAUGUUUUGGUUGGUUGUUUGUUUGUUUGGGUGGUGUGCAUCACAAAAUAAACUGGAACAUGAUAGGCUACAUGUUUUCUACAAAUUC
Molecule: messenger RNA, 22455 nt
Organism: Coregonus sp. 'balchen'
Lineage: Eukaryota; Metazoa; Chordata; Actinopteri; Salmoniformes; Salmonidae
Source: the annotation of a GenBank genome assembly